Messenger RNA from Trametes versicolor FP-101664 SS1, 1023 nucleotides. RefSeq lists its product as uncharacterized. The transcript is spliced from 2 exons. Gene Ontology annotation, molecular function: protein binding. The record is from RefSeq and is a predicted model, not a curated record. NCBI's taxonomy places the organism in Eukaryota, Fungi, Basidiomycota, Agaricomycetes, Polyporales, Polyporaceae. Bases 1 to 1023 code for a protein of 340 amino acids.
AUGGCCUCACCCCACCCGGAUACCUCUACUCCGCCUACUUUCCAGCGCGAUGUGGACAUCUGGAUCGAAGAUGGGAACGUCGUGCUCGUGGCGGACCACAGCGUCGCCUUCCGCAUCUACAAGAGUCUCCUCGCCCAUCAUGCUACGAUCUUCAACGACAUGUUCUCCCUAAGCCACUCUGAUGUUGACGGUGAAGAGACGAUUGACAACGUCCCCGUCGUUCACCUUGCCGAUCCUCCCGAUGCGCUGCGUAUCUUCCUACUAAUCCUGAUUACUCCCCGUUGGUCACACCCGAAGCUUCCAGAGCAACUGCCGUUCUCCACAUUUGACGGCCUCCUGCGAAUAGCCCACAAAUACGAGGCGAUUCACAUCCUUCCACUUCUCUCCAAAUUCCUCGAUGCUAUCGCCUACAUUGCCCGGGAUGGGCUGUUGGGCGAAGACCGCGUAUGCCGCCCCGCCCCCGAGGUGGAAUCACUCCCAUUCGCGGUCCUGGUGUCCGAUGACGAUAUCCUCGGGGUCCUUGACCUCGCGCGAUGCAUCGGCGCGGACAACGCCAUUGCGGCGGCUAUGCUCUGGCAAUGCUGCCUCCGCGGGCCCGUAUUCCUGCGCGACGGUCUAGUCCGAGAAGGGGCUGUCGUCUGUCGGCUCUCCGAGGACGAUUACGUUCGAUGCGUAUCUGCUUUACCACGCCUCCUGCUCUUGCGCCGCGACAUUGUCCUUAGUACGAUGAACUCUACGAAUGCGGCGCUAUUCAAGAACUGCACGAAGCAGUAUUCCCGGAAAGACGAAUGCAGAAAUUCCAUCAACGCCCUUGCCUCCAAGUACAGGCAGAAACCCCCGGCUAUAGAGAUGACGAAUCCCGCCCCAGACGCGCAGGAUGGUCGGGUCUGGUACGGCGCAUGGAUGCAUCCUAGUAAUCCUACUACCAUGUGUGCAGCGUGUUCUAGCCGCUCACUCCAGGAAUUGGGGAACGCAUUUGACAUGUAUUGGCGUCAGGACCUCCCGAAACUGUUCCAGCUGUGA